Exophiala spinifera is the source of this 783-nucleotide messenger RNA. RefSeq lists its product as uncharacterized. NCBI's taxonomy places the organism in Eukaryota, Fungi, Ascomycota, Eurotiomycetes, Chaetothyriales, Herpotrichiellaceae. The record is from RefSeq and is a predicted model, not a curated record. The transcript is spliced from 4 exons. Bases 1 to 783 code for a protein of 260 amino acids.
AUGGGGAUCACAGGGCUGCGAUAUUUAACGACGUUACUGGCUGCGUCGACCUUUGCCUCCCCUCUUGUCAAACGAGCCGAAGAUGUUGUUCAGGGUACUCUAGGAACGGACGGCUAUUGGAACGACUACGACGGUGGAUCGAACCAUUACACACAGUAUGAAGGAAACGGCUCAGUUGCCGCAGGAUGGCCUGAUCAAUUGACGUGGACUUCCUUCAACGACUUAUGGGUUUCAAAUCAACAUAUCAUCAGCCGAAGCUGUGACCAGAUCUACGGAGUACCCAACAAUUCAGAUCAAGAGAUCCAGGACCUGUAUGAUUCGAUAAAGCAGAUUGCACACCAGACCAGGGUAGACCACCGGUUCAUCCUCGCUGGUGUUCUCCAAGAAACCAAGGGAUGUGUUCGAGCGAAGACAAGCGUGUCCCCAGAUGGUAUCAAAAAUCCAGGCUUGCUCCAGUCGUUCAAGGGGACGCACUCUUGCAACGAUGGAAAAGUCCUUAAUCCAUGCCCCAAAGAUCAGAUCUUGGGCAUGAUCGCUGAUGGAGUUGGCGGCACAGAGGCUGGGCACGGAUAUGCUGCCGACAUCAAUGCCCAAAAAGACGUCGAAGGCGUUGGGUAUGCAGAGGCCUAUUACCGUGCUGCUCGCUUGUACAAUUCUGGGGCUAUUGACGACUCGGGUGACCUGGGCAAAGGCUCUGCCACGCACUGUUAUGCCAGCGACAUUGCAAACAUCUUGGUCGGUUGGACGGAUAGCCAGUCGACAUGCACGUUGGAUGACAAGUGA